AAGGAUGGUGACAUUAUGUUGGGGGGGAUCUUCUCUUUCCACAGCAGCUGGAGAGACAGACAGGAAACCUACGUGCACAAACCACCGCCACUGCAAUGCACCAGUUUGAAUUUCAGAGAGUUCCAGUAUGUCCAGGCCAUGCUCUUUGCCAUAGAGGAGAUUAAUAACAGCACAGACCUACUGCCUGGCAUAUCUCUGGGCUAUAAGAUCUAUGAUGUAUGUGGAUCAAUUGCCAGAGGUGUGAGGGUCUCACUGGCCUUGGCUAAUGGUAAUGAAGUGGUAUCUGCAUCCUCCGAGGCACCAUGUACCAGACCUGGCCAAGUGCAGGCCAUUAUGGGAGAGACAUCUUCCUCUCCUUGCAUGGCUAUAGCUACUGUCAUUGGACCCUUUCAUAUCCCACUGAUCAGCCACUUUGCUACUUGUGCUUGUCUCAGCGAUAAAACCAAGUACCCAUCCUUCCUUAGAACAAUACCCAGUGACUACUACCAGAGCAGAGCCCUGGCACAGUUGGUCAAGCACUUUGGCUGGACUUGGGUUGGAGCUAUUAGAACAAAUGAUGAUUACGGGAAUAAUGGCAUGGCUACAUUCACAGAAACUGCCCAGCAGCUGGGCAUCUGUUUAGAGUAUUCUGUGUCUUUCUUUAGAACAGAUCCAACUGACAAAAUACAAAAGAUAGUUGACAUUAUCAAGUCUUCCACUUCCAAGGUGAUUGUCGCCUUCCUCUCCCACAUGGAUAUGGAUGUGCUAAUACACAAGUUUUCUUACCACAACUUGACUGGGUACCAGUGGGUAGGCAGUGAGAGCUGGAUCUUUGAUUCUCAAACUGCAGCCAUGGACAGGCAUCACAUUCUGGAUGGUGCCAUAGGCCUGUCCAUCCCCAGAGCACAUGUCAGUGGCAUGAGAGAGUUCAUGUUGGAUGUGAAGCCGCUCAAUUCAUCUAGUAACGCAAUUUUUACAGAAUUUUGGGAGGCAUUAUUUAGCUGCAAGUUCGAGCAGUCAGAGUCACCAGCAGGGAAUCAGAGAGAAUGUACUGGACAUGAAGAUCUGAGAGGAGUGCAAAACAGCUUCACUGAUAUGUCGCUCAUGCCUAUAUUUAACAAUGUCUAUAAAGGAGUGUAUGCUGUUGCCCACGCACUUCAUAGUAUUCUCAAAUGUAACAAAACAUGUAACAACACAGUGCAGCUAGAUCCACUGACGAUUUUACAGCAAAUAAGAAAGAUUCAGUUCAAAACGAAGAAAGGAGAUGAGGUUUACUUUAAUGAGAAUGGAGACCCAGCUGCAAAGUAUGAAAUUAUAAACUGGCAGCCAACAGAAAAUGGCAUUGUGGACUUUGUCACAAUUGGUUUUCAUGAUGCAUCUUUACCUGCAGACAAACAGCUGAAUCUGCAAAAUAAGUCCUUAAGGUGGGCACAGAACUCAAAACAGGUGCCUUUGUCAGUUUGCAGUGAGAAGUGUCCCCCAGGAACUCGCAAGGUUCUCCAGAAAGGAAAGCCUGUCUGCUGUUAUGACUGCUUAAGAUGUGCAGAGGGAGAAAUAAGUAACAUCACAGAUUCUGUCACAUGUGUGCGAUGCCACCCUGAGUUCUGGUCAAAUGAGAAAAGAGAUGCCUGUGUAAAGAAGGAGGCAGAGUUUCUAUCAUAUGAAGAGAUUAUGGGAGCACUGCUAACUGCAGCCUCCUUAUUUGGAACAUGCAUGACUGCUGUUGUGGCAAUUAUUUUCUUCAGAUACAGGCAGACUCCUAUUGUCAGGGCCAACAACUCUGAGCUGAGCUUCCUGCUGCUCUUCUCCUUGACCCUGUGUUUCCUGUGUUCUCUGACCUUCAUCGGUCGGCCCUCUGAGUGGUCCUGCAUGCUGCGACACACAGCAUUCGGCAUCACCUUUGUCCUCUGUAUCUCUUGUGUUCUGGGGAAAACAAUAGUGGUGUUAAUGGCCUUCAGGGCCACACUUCCAGGUAGUAAUGUAAUGAAAUGGUUUGGGCCUGCACAGCAGAAGCUCAGUGUUCUGGGUUUUACUGUCAUACAAGUCAUCAUAUGUCUCCUCUGGUUAACAAUUUCUCCUCCUUUUCCAUUGAAGAACUUUAAGGGGUUUAAGGACAAAAUCGUCUUAGAGUGUGCUCUGGGCUCAGCUGUAGGCUUUUGGGCUGUACUUGGUUACAUAGGACUUCUGGCCAUUUUAUGUUUUAUUCUUGCUUUUCUGGCUCGGAAACUUCCUGAUAAUUUCAAUGAGGCCAAAUUUAUCACCUUCAGCAUGCUGAUAUUCUGUGCAGUAUGGAUCACUUUUAUCCCAGCAUAUGUCAGUUCUCCGGGGAAGUUCAGUGUUGCUGUGGAGAUAUUUGCUAUUUUGGCUUCAAGUUUUGGACUACUCAUUUGUAUUUUUAUUCCAAAAUGUUAUAUUAUCUUACUGAAACCAGAGAAUAAUACAAAAAAGAAUAUGAUGGGAAAGGGGGCAACAAAGUGCUCCGGUAUCCCCCUCCUCAACAGUUCUCCAGUCAGUACACUGACCAACACUGAUGAUAAUGAUCUGGAGUUGGUUCCCGGGCGCUGCACAGUGCCCACUGUUCCCUUGAGGGAAGGUAUGAUGUCCACACAGAGAUGGCCAGUGAAGGGUUGGGCACUCUUACAGCUGUUGUUGGUGGCGUCUGUCUUUCAGGCUGAGGAACAAGUGUGCAGACGACGAGGGGAUCCUGAAAAUCCCCAGCUAUUUAAGAAUGGGGACAUUAUGAUAGGGGGAAUCUUCUCGUUCCACAGCAGCUGGAAAGACAGACAGGAUACCUUCAUGCACAAGCCACUGCCACUGCAAUGCAUCAGUUUGAAUUUCAGAGAGUUCCAGUAUGCCCAGGCUAUGCUCUUUGCCAUAGAGGAGAUUAAUAACAGCACAUACCUACUGCCUGGCAUUUCUCUGGGCUAUAAGAUCUAUGAUGCCUGUAGCUCCAUUGCCAGAGGUGUGAGGGUUGCACUGGCCUUGGCUAAUGGUAAUGAAGUGGUGUCUGCAUCCUCUGAGGCACCAUGUACCAGACCUGCCCAAGUGCAGGCCAUUAUGGGAGAGACAUCUUCCUCUCCUUGCAUGGCUAUAGCUACUGUCAUUGGACCCUUUUAUAUCCCAAUGAUCAGCCACUUUGCAACUUGUGCUUGUCUCAGCGAUAAAACCAAGUACCCAUCCUUCCUCAGAACAAUACCCAGUGACUACUACCAGAGCAGAGCCCUGGCACAGUUGGUCAAGCACUUUGGUUGGACUUGGGUUGGAGCUGUUAGAACAAAUGAUGAUUAUGGCAAUAAUGGCAUGGCCACAUUCACAGAAACUGCCCAGCAGCUGGGCAUCUGUUUAGAGUACUCUGUAUCUGUAUUUAGAACAGAUCCACUACACAAAAUACAAAAGAUAGUUGACAUUAUCAAGUCUUCCACUUCCAAAGUGAUUGUUGCUUUCCUCUCCCAACACGAUAUGAAUGUGUUAAUACAGGAGUUGUCUUACCACAACGUGACUGGGUACCAGUGGGUAGGCAGUGAGAGCUGGAUCUUUGAUUCCCAGACUGCAGCCAUGGACAGGCAUCACAUUCUGGAUGGUGCCAUAGGCCUGUCCAUCCCCAAAGCACAUAUCAGUGGCAUGAGAGAAUUCAUGUUGGAUGUGAAGCCCCUUAAUUCUUCUAGUAAUGAAAUGUUUACAGAGUUUUGGGAGGCAUUAUUUAGCUGCAAGUUCAACCAGUCAGAGUCACCAGCAGGGAAUCAGAAAGAAUGUACUGGACAUGAAGAUCUGACUGGAGUGCAAAACAGCUUUACUUAUAUGUCACUCAUGCCUAUCUUUAACAACAUCUAUAAAGGGGUGUAUGCUGUGGCCCAUGCACUUCAUAGUAUUCUCAACUGUAACAAAACAUGCAGCAAUAAAGUGCAGCUAGAUCCAAUCACGAUUUUACAGCACAUAAGAAAGAUUCAGUUCAAAACAAAGGAAGGAGAUGAGGUUUACUUUAAUGAGAAUGGAGACCCAGCUGCAAAGUAUGAAAUUAUAAACUGGCAGCCAACAAAAAAUGGCAUUGUGGACUUUGUCACAGUCGGUCUUUAUGAUGCAUCUUUACCUGCCGACAAACAAUUGAAUCUGCAAAAUAAGUCUUUAAUUUGGGCACGGAACUCAAAACAGGUGCCUUUGUCAGUUUGCAGUAAGAAAUGUCCCCCAGGAACUCGCAAGGUUCUUCAGAAAGGAAAGCCUGUUUGCUGCUAUGACUGUUUAAGAUGUGCAGAGGGAGACAUAAGUAACAUCACAGAUUCUAUCACAUGUGUGCGAUGCCACCCUGAGUUCUGGUCAAAUGAGAAAAGAGAUGCCUGUGUAAAGAAGGAGGCAGAGUUUCUAUCAUAUGAAGAGAUUAUGGGAGCACUGCUAACUGCAGCCUCCUUAUUUGGAACAUGCAUGACUGCUGUUGUGGCAAUUAUUUUCUUCAGAUACAGGCAGACUCCUAUUGUCAGGGCCAACAACUCUGAGCUGAGUUUCCUGCUGCUUUUCUCCUUGACCCUGUGUUUCCUGUGUUCUCUAACGUUCAUCGGUCGGCCCUCUGAGUGGUCCUGCAUGCUGCGACACACAGCAUUCGGCAUCACCUUUGUCCUCUGUAUCUCUUGUGUUCUGGGGAAAACAAUAGUGGUGUUAAUGGCCUUCAGAGCCACACUUCCAGGUAGUAAUGUGAUGAAAUGGUUUGGGCCUGCACAGCAGAAGCUCAGUGUUCUGGGUUUCACUCUCAUACAAGUCAUCAUAUGUCUCCUCUGGUUAACAAUUUCUCCUCCUUUUCCAUUUAAGAAUUUUAAGGGGUUUAAGGACAAAAUCAUCUUAGAGUGUGCUCUGGGCUCAGCUGUAGGCUUUUGGGCUGUACUUGGUUACAUAGGACUUCUGGCCAUUUUAUGUUUUAUUCUUGCUUUUCUGGCUCGGAAACUGCCUGAUAAUUUCAAUGAGGCCAAAUUUAUCACCUUCAGCAUGCUGAUAUUCUGUGCAGUAUGGAUCACUUUUAUCCCAGCAUAUGUCAGUUCUCCGGGGAAGUUCAGUGUUGCUGUGGAGAUAUUUGCUAUUUUGGCUUCAAGUUUUGGACUGCUCAUUUGUAUUUUUAUUCCAAAAUGUUAUAUUAUCUUACUGAAACCACAGAAUAAUACAAAAAAGAAUAUGAUGGGAAAGGGGGCAACAAAGUCAUUCUGA
Molecule: messenger RNA, 5166 nt
Organism: Micropterus dolomieu (smallmouth bass)
Lineage: Eukaryota; Metazoa; Chordata; Actinopteri; Centrarchiformes; Centrarchidae
Exons: 13
Coding region: 16-5166 (1716 amino acids)
Biological process (GO): G protein-coupled receptor signaling pathway
Cellular component (GO): membrane
Molecular function (GO): G protein-coupled receptor activity
Source: RefSeq, a predicted model, not a curated record